GCUCAGGGCCGGGCUGCCCGGCCGGGCCGAUUCUGCGGGCGCCUCCUGGGCCGCGGGCAGGAGGUCCCCAGGAAAUCGGGAAGCCAGGCUGCUGCGAGGCGUUGAUGAAAAAGGAUGACAGUGAAGUUGGGAGACGGCGGCGGGGAGGACGGGCUCAAGAAGCUGGGCAAGCGCGCGGCCGAUGAGGACUCCCUGGAAAGAGAGGGCGCUGGUGGAGGGGACGUGGCCGAGGAGACGAGUGGCACAAAGGAGGCCGAGCAGCCCCUCAGCAGCGGCAGCGCCGGGCCCCCAGCCCCCUGCGUCCCGCAGGGCUCCCCCCAGGACCAGCACCACUUCCUCAGGUCCAGCGUGAGGCCGCAGAGCAAGAGGCCCAGGAAGGAUCCGUCCUGUGCAGGCAGCGGAGGCAGCGGCAGCUCCGGGGCCCGGGGCAAAGGAUCUGACAGUGGUGGAGCAUUGUCUGGAAAUGGGCCUGGGGCCACCUCUGCUGCCCCUGUGGGGGGCUCGCGUCCAUCCUCCCGGAACCUAGGCUCUGCGGGAGGCGAGAAGGAGGAAGGCAAGAAGGUCCGGCGGCAGUGGGAGUCCUGGAGCACAGAGGACAAGAACACGUUCUUCGAGGGGCUGUAUGAGCACGGGAAGGACUUUGAGGCAAUCCAGAACAACAUUGCCCUGAAGUACAAGAAGAAAGGCAAGCCCACGAGCAUGGUGAAGAACAAGGAGCAGGUCCGACACUUCUACUACCGCACCUGGCACAAGAUCACCAAGUACAUUGACUUCGACAAUGUGUUCUCGCGCGGACUGAAGAAGUCGUCCCAGGAGCUCUACGGACUCAUCUGCUAUGGCGAGCUGCGCAAGAAGAUCGGGGGCUGCAUGGAUGACAAGAACGCAACAAAGCUGAAUGAGCUUAUCCAGGCUGGGGCCACCACAGUCCGCUACAAAGGGAGGAACCUGCGCAUCAAGGCACCCAUGUGUCGAGCCCUGAAGAAGCUCUGUGAUCCCGAUGGCUUGAGUGACGAGGAGGACCAGAAACCCGUGCGCCUGCCCUUGAAGGUACCAGUGGAGCUACAGCCACGCAACAACCACGCCUGGGCCCGAGUCCAGAGCCUUGCCCAGAAUCCACGGCUCAGGAUGAUUGUGGAGCUGCAUCGCAAGCUCUCCAGCCUCAUCGAAUUCUUGAAGCAGAAGUGGGCACUCCAUGAAGUGCGCAUCCGCAAGACUCUGGAGGAGCGGCAGCUGCAGGAACCCUGUGCUGAUGCGGCUGGGCAUCUGCUGGCCCAGGAGAGGGUGACACUGCACCUGUUCCCGGGCGAGAGCUGCACAGUGACACCCCUCCCGGGUGUGGCACGGGUGGUGCACUCCAGGGCCUUCUGCACGGUGCACUGGCAGGAGAGCGGCCGGUGCAAGCAGGGCACCCGGGACACCCAUGCACUGCCGCCCGCCCAGAUCCUGGGCAUCCAGAGUGGCCAGGGCACAGCCAGGGGCCAGCUCAAGUGUCCCCGGGGUGCAGCUGAGGGCAAGGCUGGCGGGCGGCCCCCCGCACCCCCUGACGCCUCACAGAGCCCCGAGGAGAGCUCCCCUGAGAGCGGCUCUGGGGAGGGGACCACCCUAAGCCUGAGCAGCCCUGAUGCCCCUGACAGGCUCUCUGCUGGGCUCUCGGACACCGCAGGAGGCCCCAUGGACGGCCUCACUCAUGCCCAGGGCCCUGCGCUUCCUGAGCCAUGUGCCUGUGGCCAGCUUCUGGACCUGGAUGAGGAGUUGUCCUUGCUUGACCCCUUCCCCCGCUACAUGAAGUCCUGCCAGGACCUCAUCAUCCCCAACAGGUGCUGCUGUGCGGACUCACGGGCUGGGGGCAAGCGCUCUUCCCCUAGGGGCUGCACCUCACCUGAGGCCCCGGCCCCCAGCGCUGCACAGGCUGUUGACCAGGCUUGGGGCCUGUCCCCCAUCCGUGUCCCACCCCAGCCAGAGGCUCAGCCCAGCCAGGGCCCUGGGCCACAGCCCGAUGGCAGCACAAAAGAUCUGGCCGAGUCACCUGCAGAAGAGCCACCAGAGAAGGGGAGUACCCCCGACGCUGCACCGCCUCAGGGACAGCCUGCCAGUCGGCUGGCCCAGCAGGUGCGCGAGGAGGGCUGGAACCUGCAGACAUCAGAAAGCCUCACUCUGGCUGAGGUGUACCUCAUGCUGGGCAAGCCCAACAAGCUGCAGCUGGAGUACGACUGGCUGGCUGUGCAGGGCCCCACUCCCUGUGCCACUGCGCCCGCCACCCUGCACAAGCAGCGCCUCCUCAGCUGCCUCCUGAAGCUAAUUGCCACUGAGGUCAACCCCAAGCUGACUCCGGAAGCGAACACCGCCUCCACAGUCUCUGUGAAGCCUGCCCAGGAGGAGCAGUCAUUGACUCCCUCCGGGAAGGUGGUGGCAGUCAGCUCACGGAGUCCCCGUUGCACUCGGAACCAGGCGACCCUCCGCAGCAGCAAGGCCUUCUCUCCAAACACUGCAUCCUGCCCCUCAGGUUUGAGGAACCCCCCGAGGCCCCUCCUGGUGGCUGGCCCCUCCAGUAUGGGAAGCAGUGACACCGAUGGGGGCCUUUUCGCCGUCCCCACGACUCUGCCUCCCAACAGCCGGCACGGGAAGCUCUUCUCUCCCAGCAAGGAAGCCGAGCUGACGUUUCGCCAGCACCUGAACUCGGUCAGCGUGAGUGCCGGCCCCUGCGCCCUGCGCGCUGGGCUGCUGUGCCGAUGGGAAAGCCCCUCAGGAGCGGUGCCAUUGCCUUUGCAGAUGCAGUCUGAUUUCUUCCUGCCAAAGCCCCGGAAGCUGCGGAACCGGCACCAUCGGAAGCCGCUGGUGGUCCAGGUCAGAAAAUCCUACUCGGGUGCGAAAGCUGGGCAGAGAACACUGCUGCCUCGACCGUCUGAGAGCCAGGCCCACAAUGUCUGCUCCUUUUCCAUCCUGUCCAAUUCCUCCAUCGCCGGGAGAGGUUCCUUCCGGCCGAUCCAGUCUUCUCUGACCAAAGCAGCUCUGUCUCGGCCAAUUGUGCCCAAGGUCCUUCCAUCCCAGGCCACCAGUCACUUGGCCAGUGCCAUUGACUUGGCUGCUAAGAGUGCCGGCAUCAUUCCUGGGAGCCCCCUUCCCGUUUUGGACCCCGAGGGCUUGUCUGGCAUCUCUCCGCUGUCCUCAGACAGUGUGACUGCAGUCGUUGCUGGCCAGGGCACCACCAGAACCCGCCAGAAUGGACACCCCAUCUCUGCUGUGGGCGGUGCAAGUGAUCCUUUCAUCAGCAUCCCCUCAACGCUCGAGCCAGAGCCGGAACCAGUGGCGGAUGGCUUCCAGCGCUCUUCUGUCAUCUCCCUAUCUGAGCUGCCCAAAGCUCCACUCCAGAACGGCUUUUCAGCACCGCUCCCCUCAGAAGGUUCCAGCACUCGGCUCUCUCCACCCAAUGUGUCUGCUCUGCUGGACCUCUCCCUCCCCGGGCCGCCUGAGGAUGUGCUCUCGCAGGGCGAGCCCGCCACCCACAUCAGUGACUCCAUCAUCGAGAUUGCCAUCAGCUCCGGCCAGUAUGGUGAAGGUGUCUCCCUCUCUCCAGCAAAACUGAAUGGCAGUGACAGUUCCAAGAGCCUGCCCUCCCCAUCCAGCAGCCCCCAGCCCAACUGGAUUGCCUCUCCCACGCACGACCCCCAGUGGUACCCCAGUGACUCCACUGAUUCCUCACUCAGCAGCCUCUUUGCAAGCUUCAUCUCCCCAGAGAAGAGCCGGAAGAUGCUGCCAGCUUCUGUUGGGACAAACAGUGGCACUUCCUUGCUGGGCCCCAGCUUGCUGGAUGGAAACUCACGGGACUCCUUUGUAUCCAGGUCCCUGGCUGAUGUCGCAGAGGUUGUGGACUCCCAGCUGGUGUGCAUGAUGAAUGAAAAUAGCAUUGAUUAUAUCUCUCGGUUCAACGACCUGGCCCAAGAGUUGUCCAUUGCUGAGUCCAGUCGCCGGGAGGUCCUAUUUGAUGGCGGUGGGCCUCCUAUUGGCGACCUGUCCCAGUGACUGCAUCUCCAGGUGGAGAGGAGGGCUUAUGUGGCUGGUGGCCCUCAGCUGUAGUGGGGGUAGCCCUCUUUAAACGAGAGAAACCACCAACCAAGCUCAGGCCACCCUCCAGAGGACUUCUGAACAGAGACACCUCUGCGCCUGGAACAGGCAGUGCACAAGAAUAGCUGGCUAGAAGCUGUGUUCCAAGUGGCAGAGGGCAGCCCUAGAUGAGGACCAGUGCUCCAGAAGACUGAAGACAGAAGUUGCCAUGGCGUUGGGGCCCCGUGUUGGGAUCUACAGAGCGAUGAUGUUUCAGUCACGCUUCCUUCUCGGGUUUGCCGUGCUGGAUGUUUCCGUGGGCUUCUUUCUGAGAGAAGGGAGCGAGCCCGCCUCGGUGCGGCCAUUGCUUCCUGGGGAGUGUGAGCUCCCCUCUCCGCAAGGAGCUCUGCCACUGUUUUCUUCCCACCACUCUGGUUGCUCUCUGUGUGGAGUGUUUACGGGGAGCGCAGCAGGCCCGGGGCUUGGCUCGGCCUGCUGGCAUCUGCACCCUGAGGCAGCAAGCAGUUCAGGGGGAAGCAGAGGGUUCCAGGGCAGUGUAGCCGAUGCCAGCCCCAGAGUCCUGGCCCCAGCCUGAUGCAUCCCCAUCUAGGGACUUCGUUCUGACUGGUUUUAGCAGGAGGUGAGAAAGAAUCAUGUCUUACGCAGGUCAUGUAGACUUUUUUGAAAAGCCUGCUAAGCUAGUUGAAACAUACUUUUCUUGUGUUUAAGAAUUAGGAGAUGCUGAAGAGGAAGAACGGAGUCCUUGGUUUAGUUGGUUUCCUUCCAGUGUCCAUCUGUGAGUUUCUUCUAGGUGAUCUAAGAUGUUACUUCUCACAGUUGGGAUGAUCCUGAGCACUAACUUGACUAGAGCUAAUGCUUUCCUGAUAAAUUCUUCAGCUUCCGAUGUGUUAUCCUUUGCAGGAACGUGUGACUGUUGGUUAUCCUUUGCAGUUCUCCUUUGCAGGGACAUUUUCUCCUCUUCAGCAUCUCCUCUUCCUCUCUUUGGCAUUGGUGUAGGGUGUGCUGUGAGGCAUUAUGUAAGCCCUCAUGUGUACUGUGCCCCAUGGCCUCUGUUUUUCUUGUUCCCACUCAGGGAAUCCAGUCAGGGGCUCUGACUUCUGGAUGCAGUCAGGGCUCACCACAGCCCUUUGGUGGCCUUCUUGAGCCCCUUGGGUGGGUGGCCAGUGGGGACUCCUGCAGAUGGUCCGGCAGCCAGGCUUUCUCCAAAGUAGAGUCCAGGGAGGCCCAGGCACAGGAGUCACUGUCCAGCCAUGGACGAUGCGUUUGGGAGCUGUUGCUCUGGUGGUGGGCAGGUCACAUCUGUGCCACUAUCUCACCUGCUGCUUCACCUUCCAUCGGUAGCCAGGGUUGAUGUGACCUUUUAAACCUACAUGCACCUGGAACUGCCCCUUCCCCUUUUCCUCCCCUACCCCUUGCCUGUGGAGCAGUGGCUGUUAGGGUCAAGCCUGGCCUCUCCACUCCCUGGCUGCUCUGCGUCCCCUCAGUGAAGAAGGGAGCCAGUGGGAAUGGGCAUGGAAGGGUCUUCCACAUGUAUGAGCAGGGGACACUCUUGAUCAUGUGGUCUCCCCAGCCAGACACAGCCUCUUAGACUGCGGACAGGGUCAUACACACAGCUGGCAAGGGGAAGUGAAGGUGACAGUUGGCCUCCGUGCAACUGCUUCCUUCGUCUCAGGUUUUUCCCAGAGCUCUUGCCUGUAAGGCGGCCUCCUUCCUUAGCUCUGAUUCUAGGCACAAACAUCACUGAUAGGAGCCUGUGCUGACAACUCUUCCAGGCUCUUAAGAAAACCGUCCCAAAGCUCUGGAAAUACAAAGGAAAUAUGCCACUUUAUUAAGAGGUACAGAGAGCAACAUUUGAACCAGAGUAUCUAAACUAGCUUGUGUUCUGUGCUCAUUAUAUCAGCUUUCGGAAACUAGCACCUUAUUGAGCUGAGCAAGAUGAGUAGAUCCCUCUCCCUGGGGAUCUGACUUUGCUGGGCCUCUGUAGAUUAGGACAACAGGCCAAGCUUAGGCCACAAAUCAGUUUCUCAUACUCCCACUGUCUCAGGCCAGAGAUGCCACCUAGCAUCACAGCACUGACAACGGGAGCAGUGGCCACUGGUGAGGGCCCUAGGUGAGGGACAGUCAGAAUCCUGAGCUGCAUAUCUGUCAGGGUAGACAUGGAGGCAGUCUGGCAGGGAGGUUGACAUUUGUUGCCCGAUGACAUCUAAAUGGAGGGAAACUCUGGCAGUUGAGAUCGGUUUGCAGGCUUCUUGUUUAACAGCACCUCCUGCUUAGGUCUUGCACAGACUCUGUUCAGGAGUGGCUGGAUGCAGCCAGUGUCAAUCAGUGGGUAGGUGGGUUGGGGAGGAGGGUAGGAUGAGUCUUCUUGUCUAUAGUAAAGCUGAAGUGGUUCCAGAUGAUUCGGUUGCUUCUUUAGCAACUGGGAAGUAUGACGUUGCUUGCCGUAAUAAAGGGAAAAUGGUAUCAUUUGUAGUAGAAAAACAAUGGGUGUAUUUUCUCCCAGCCUAAGUGAGUAUAUAUGUAUAAAAAUAGAAACUGUUAAAGGCUGGUAUUUUCAAAAGACCCAAGCAGAGAAGUCUCCCACUUCCUGCAUCUUCCCAGUGCCUUCCAUCAGAAGUUGUGAUUGUCUCGGUAUGAACGUGUGGCUUCCUUUGUGCACUUGAGCAUGUUGUGAUUCAGAUGAGAUCAGUUUCUUAGAAAAAUCUUUCCCUGAUCACUCUAUUGUUGUCUGGGAUCUUUUUGCUGAUUCUUUUUUUCUAAAGUUUGAAACUGAAUAUCUCAGGUCUCAAGGGAGCUGGUGUUUUUGCCCUUGACUCUUUAUUGUGAAUAUCUGGUGAUGAGUAGUCCACCUUUUAGAAGAUGCAGAGGCAGGUUGAUGUUCAUCAUUUCACGAAAGGGUUGUGAUGACAUUCUUUCUCAUCUCGCUGUAUCUUCUAUGUGUAGAGUACUUGCUCAGGGAGUGGGGAUAUUUGGGAACAUUUCCUCAGUAGAACUGCUUGCUUGCUUUCCCACAUCUCCAGGUUCUUAGCAUUAGAGUUCCAUCCUUUAUCAUUUUGUACGGUGGCUUCAUUUUAAUAACAUCUCUAACUAGAUCACACCAUUGAGUUUAUACUUGUUCUGCACAGAGAAGGCAUAGGAUACAAGACAGUGGAAACAACUGAGGAGGAAAACAGCAGUUUUUUUUUUUUAAUCUAUCAGAUGCAUUUAUGGGGGAAAUAUGGCACUUAAUUUCUUAAGACAAAAAAAAAAAAGGAAAGAAA
This is a messenger RNA of Loxodonta africana (African savanna elephant), 7322 nucleotides long. It is a transcript of the gene CRAMP1, whose product is annotated as cramped chromatin regulator homolog 1. Gene Ontology annotation, biological process: pattern specification process. Bases 115 to 4020 code for a protein of 1301 amino acids. Gene Ontology annotation, molecular function: chromatin binding. Gene Ontology annotation, cellular component: nucleus. Lineage: Eukaryota; Metazoa; Chordata; Mammalia; Proboscidea; Elephantidae. The record is from RefSeq and is a predicted model, not a curated record. The transcript is spliced from 20 exons.